GCCCCGGAAGUGAAACCUGCGGCCUUCCAGGUGUGUGUUUCCGCGCGUCAGGAGGCAGCUUUGGAGAUGCCGGGUGCCGCAGCGAAGAGUUCAGAUUUGUCUGAGAGGAUCGAGAGCUUUGUGGAGACCCUGAAGCGGGGCGGUGGGCGGCGCAGCGAGGACAUGGCUCGGGAGACCCUGGGGCUGCUGCGCCGAAUCAUCACGGACCACCACUGGAGCAACGCGGGGGAGCUGAUGGAGUUGAUCCGCAGAGAAGGCAGGAGGAUGACGGCUGCGCAGCCCUCCGAGACUACCGUGGGCAACAUGGUGCGGAGAGUGCUCAAAAUCAUCCGGGAGGAGUACGGCAGACUGCACGGACGCAGCGACGAGAGCGAUCAGCAGGAGUCCCUGCACAAACUCCUGACCUCCGGAGGCCUGAGCGAGGAUUUCAGCCUCUACUAUCCCCAACUUAAGUCCAACAUCAUUGAGGCGAUUAAUGAGCUGCUAGUAGAGCUGGAAGGCACAACAGAGAACAUCGCAGCCCAAGCCCUAGAGCACAUCCACUCCAAUGAAGUGAUCAUGACCAUUGGCUUCUCCAGAACAGUUGAGGCCUUCCUCAAAGAAGCUGCCCGAAAGAGGAAGUUCCAUGUCAUUGUGGCAGAGUGUGCUCCUUUCUGCCAGGGUCAUGAAAUGGCCGUCAAUUUGUCCAAAGCAGGUAUUGAGACAACUGUUAUGACUGAUGCUGCCAUAUUUGCUGUUAUGUCAAGAGUCAACAAGGUGAUCAUUGGCACCAAGACCAUCCUGGCCAAUGGUGCCCUGAGAGCUGUGACAGGAACUCACACUCUGGCACUGGCAGCAAAACACCAUUCCACCCCACUCAUCGUGUGUGCACCCAUGUUUAAACUUUCUCCACAGUUCCCCAGUGAAGAAGAUUCAUUUCACAAGUUUGUGGCUCCUGAAGAAGUCCUGCCUUUCACAGAAGGGAACAUUCUGGAGAAGGUCAGUGUUCACUGCCCGGUGUUCCCCCGGAGCUUAUCACCCUCUUCAUCUCCAACAUCGGUGGGAACGCACCUUCCUAUAUCUACCGCCUGAUGAGUGAGCUCUACCAUCCUGAGGAUCAUGUCUUCUGACCAUCCCUCAUCCUAAGCAGAUCCAGAGUGGAGCAGAGACUCAGUGCUGCUGCUGUAACCUAUCCUAGCAGUAGGGGUGGACAGAAUCAACCUAAAAAGCCUUGAUAUGAUCCUGCCUGCACAGUCAGUCAUCAUCCUCUGAUCAGGCACACAUCCCGGACUGUUUCUUGCUUUUAACAGUGCGUCAGGAUUUAGCCUAUUGAUUUUGGAGCGUCUUAGUGACCUGGCUGCAUCUGUUUCAUGAACAACUUUCUGGUUCAGUGGUGUGUUAGGCAUGAUACUGACUACCUUUCUGGGAUACAGAUUUUUUGCUCAGAAGUGGCUCCUGCACCUUCUAGGCUGUGCCAAUAAAAGCUACUGGAAGGUU
Molecule: messenger RNA, 1476 nt
Organism: Castor canadensis (American beaver)
Lineage: Eukaryota; Metazoa; Chordata; Mammalia; Rodentia; Castoridae
Gene: Eif2b2
Product: eukaryotic translation initiation factor 2B subunit beta
Biological process (GO): translational initiation
Cellular component (GO): eukaryotic translation initiation factor 2B complex
Molecular function (GO): translation initiation factor activity; guanyl-nucleotide exchange factor activity
Source: RefSeq, a predicted model, not a curated record